Messenger RNA from Penicillium brasilianum, 2141 nucleotides. The record is from the annotation of a GenBank genome assembly. Lineage: Eukaryota; Fungi; Ascomycota; Eurotiomycetes; Eurotiales; Aspergillaceae.
CCUGGAGACUGGCGUGACUAGUGAAAUAUCAGCCACAGUAACCAAUCAACUUAAUACUCCGCAUGUAUCCCGGUUUUUCCACCAAACUUGACUAGGUUCCCCGCACUUGCUCUCAAGUGGUGGAGAAUCUUUUGCAUUCGCUGUUGGCCACUAACAGCCCAAGGACCUGUCAGGCCACUUCUAGCACUCAAAGCUUUGCGCCGCCAGCAAGGACGAAAAGGCCAAUCAAUACGAGCGCUGAACAAAGUCCACCUCGGAAGAAGACCAGCGUGACUCGCGCCAGGGUUCCACCGCGGCAAUUGAAUGCCAACGGAUAUUUGUUCUUGCUUCCUCGGUUUGGUCAGGCUUCAAAUUGCUGCUGGAGCAGAAAUACCAUGAGAUGCCCCCCCGCCCUUGCUUCUUACUAGGCCCGACAGAGAGGGCAUCUUCUUGGCCCACCGCCCUCGACCUACUUCUCCUUUAUUUGUCUCACGCUCAGCACAUCAAUUAGCGAAAUUGGUUGCUUACACCUCGACACAAUGGCGAGGAUGAAUACCCUAGGCAUCGGCGAGGCCGAAGUACUGAAGGAGAAGGGUCAAGAGCACGUUGAAGAAGUGGUGCUGGCACGCUUAACCGAAGAGGAUCUAUGGAAGCUAUCUCAAGAGUCACUGACCGUCUGGUCAUGGACUGGAUUCCGUCUAGCCCUCAUUAUGUUUGUGCAUGGCUGCAAUCAAGCCGGCUUCGGCAUCGAUUGGGGCGUUAUCAGCGGUAUCAACUCCCUCGACGCUUGGCACACAUACUUCGGCUUUGGCACUAGUGGGAGUACAUAUGGUCUGAUCAAUGCGCUUAUGAGUAUCGGCACUGUCUGUGGUGCUCCAUUCAUGGGCUUCGCCGAUAUCAUUGGUCGUCGUGGAAUCAACUUCGCAGGAAACGCAAUCGUCAUUUUCGCCGCUGUGCUUCAAGGCUGUGCGCCAAAUCUAAAGGCCUUCAUGGCUGGUCGAUUCUUCAUGGGAUUUGGUACUGCUCUCAUGUCCAGUUCUCAGUAUAUUGGCGAAAUUUCCCCCAUUCACCUUCGUGGUCGUAUGGUGGGCUUCUUCGGGGCCUGCUUCCAGAUUGGAAGUCUCACAAUGUUGGGGGCCAUGAUUGGUCUAUCAAAUCUGCCCGGGAACAAUUGUUGGAGGAUACCUCUCAUUCUCGAAGCCAUUUUUCCAGCGAUUGUCUGCCUGACCAUCUACUUCUUGACCCCCGAGUCGCCUCGCUACUAUGUCAUGAGAGGCAACCGUCAGAAGGCCAAGGAGAUUGUGGCCAAGUAUCACACGACCAGCGGAGAUAUCAACCAGCCUGUGGUUGAGAUUGUGGUAUCCCAAAUGGAGGAAUCUCUUGAGAAUGACCAAACUGGAUUCAGGGCAUUCUGGGAUUACCGAGUGUUCUUCACAAAGAUGGCUCGUUAUCGUCUCCUGGUCUUGACAUUGUAUUCUUUAUUCCAGCAGUGGAAUGGCGGGUCAAUUCUCACGUAUUAUAUGGUUGAUGCACUGAAGACUGUCGGAAUUACAGGUACCAAGCAACAACUGGGUAUCAAUAUCGGCACAACAGUAGUCUACUUUGUUUUUACCGCCUUCGGUUCUCUGCUCGUCGAUAAAUUCAGGAGACGAACUCUCAUAUUUACGGGAUUAAUCAGUAUGGUCAUCUUCCAGACCGCAACAACUAUCACAUCUUGGCAAUACAGCCUGAAUGCGACUCACGCUGCCGCCGCUCUUACACUGCUCUGGAUAUUCCUCUAUCAGGCAUUUUCAGCUACAUUUGUUGCGACGAUGCAUAAUCUGUAUCCUGUCGAGAUCUUGUCUCUGGCCCUUCGAGCGAAAGGCAUGGGUCUGUACAGUUUAAUCCAGGGUGGUGCCAGUGCAGUCCAAACUUAUGGCAUUAGCGUCGGCAUCGCCAAAGUUGGGUACAAAAUUUGGGUGGUUUAUAUUGUUUACAACACCGUCCAACUUAUCUUGUCAUAUUUCAUCUUCCCGGAAACAGGUGGUUUGAGUUUGGAGGAGAUCGACACUGUGUUUGAAACGCCUGGGGUUCCACCUGUCAAGAUGUCGCUGGAUAUUCAAAAGGCAAAGAAGGAGAGACUCGCAGCAGCGAGGGAUGAGGAAGCCAGAUCUAGGUAGUGA